UCGAAGCAAAUUGCAAAGCCAGCGAACCGAAUGUAACCGAAGUCUACCGAUUUGUUUCGAAACUCACAUCAAGCCAAGGAAUUCCAAAGUAUUCAAUUUAGUAUUGGAUUGUUGCCCGUCACGUUUUAACUUAGGGAGUUUUUAAAUUAUGAAAAUUGUGUAAAACGCGUGUAGGACGUUUAGCUGGUUUCUACCAAAAUGUCCGCGUCGUGAGUUCUGUGUUUACUAUAAACAUAAGCGUUAUUAUCCUAUUUCUCACCUUUAUUAAACUCAUUUUGAUGAGAGUGGUACCAGUGCAGAUCUAAUUAAGGAUUAUAAAAGGCAAGUGAACAACAAGUCUUCCGUACCUCGGUACUAACAUUUGUUAGUUGAUUCAUCAUCGUGUAAGAAAGAAACAUUCCUCAUGAAUUGGACUUGUCGAAGGGUGAAAAGUGUGAGCAGGUUAGUCAAAGAGAGUUGUUUGAUGUAGCGAAUAAGUGGAAGUAGCGUGUAUCGAAAUAAAGAAAAGGCAAAAAUUUGCCGAUGAUAAUAUGAACAUGAGGUUACUGAUACGCGCGCUGCCGUUACUUUUGCUGGGAGUGGCAACUCAAUGGAUGGGAGCACGUGCUCAUGUCGCUCUUACGUUUCCACCAGCUAGAAAAUAUGACCUCGACUUUCUGGAUAACGCUAGAACACCUGGACCAUGCGGCAUGCCUCGAGGUGACACCAAGACCACUCUGUUGUCCGGAAGUAUGUUAAAUGUGACAUGGCAUCUUGCAUACCCACAUAAAGGAGGAUUCAGGUUACAAAUUUUAGAUGCAUUGGAUAGGCCUCUCAUUGAUCUUACUCCAGUAACAGGUCAAAGUGAAUUCGUCAGAGUUGACGCUACUGCACAAAGCUAUCCAAUCAAGAUACCUCACAACUUCACUUGUACUGACUGCACGGUGAGAUUGCUUCGAGAAGCUGAGGAAUGGGGUCCAUCUUACCGAUUUUGGUCGUGUUCCAAUGUCGACAUUAUCGACAGAAAAACGUAUAGAGAAAAUUGUAGUGGUCAUGGAAGGUACCUGUUAGGCAGAUGCAGAUGUGAUUUGUUUUAUCAUGGUGCUAAGUGCCAAUACAAAGAAGAGUGCAUGGAUGACUCAGACUGUGGGACGCAGGGUGCUUGCAUUGAUAAUGGCGGUACUACUCCACCAACAAAAUAUUGUUACUGUAAUGUUGGAUGGUUCGGUUCAGGCUGCUCAAAAAGAUCAGCCGUUAGAAACACAGAUAUAGAUUUGCAAUCUUAUACUAAGAAGAAAUUCUCUGACGAAUUUACAUUUUAUUGGAGGAUACUCAAGGACACUCACGAACUUGAAGGAGUUGCAGUGGUGAAUGGUACAUCAUGGAUUGGCGUUGGAUGGAGACCUAGUUCUUUAACACCUGCUUGUAAAGCGUUUCCAGAAAUUAAAGAUCGUCCCUCCGAUAAUGUCGUUGCAGAACCUCUUCCACAACCAGAACCAAAAUCAGAACCAGAGCCUACUUCAGAACCCGAAUCCAAAUUUCAGACUGAGCCAAAAGCAGAACUGGAACCCAAAUCCGAACCAGAACCUAAAUCAGAAGCAGAAACAAGAAUUUCAGUGGAACCAAAGUUCAAACCAAUUGUCAGAAAACACACAAGAGAAAGUCUUUAUAAACCCAAUAUUCCAGCACUAAACAGUGAGCCAGAAGCUGAACCUGAAUCUGCUUCAGUUAGAUCAGGUGGAACUAAAAGGAGAUCAGCUAAAGUAGAUGGCGCUACUCGGAGACCUGAGUCUGAUGUCACUGUUCAAACUAGCGUAACAUUCCACGUCAGCACAAAGCAAGGUCGUAGAAGGCGAACACCGCAGGCAAUACCAGAACCAACUGGGAAACCAGUUAGUGGGUCUACAACCCACAACGUCGACACUGAGCCUCAUUCUGAACCAGAACCUAUAUCUGAACCAGAACCUAGAUCUGAACCAGAACCCAUAUCUGAACCUGAACCCAAAUCCGAACCAGAACCCAAAUCUGAAUCACAACCCAAAUCUGAACCAGAACCAAAAUCUGAACCAAAAUCCGAACCAGAACCAAAAUCUGAACCAGAACCUACAUCCGAACCAGAACCAAAAUCUGAACUAGAAUCCAAAACCGAACCAAAAUCUGAACCAGAACCUAAAUCCGAACCAGAACCAAAAUCUGAGGCAGAACCCAAAUCUGAACCAGAACCUAAAUCCGAACCAGAACCAAAUUCCGAGCCAGAAUCAAAACCUGAACCGGAAAUAAAUGUGGAACCUGAACCUCAUUCUAAAGUUUCUGACAAAUCAGGAAAUAUACAAGCUGGUGCUGGACCAUUUAUACACAAGUAUACUCCACGGCACGAUUUUAAUCCAAUGGACUGCACUGAUAUAGUAAUUGGUAUGGCUCGUGGGAUGAGACACAAAAUUGGCGAUUAUUACACCAGAGAUAGAUCUACUCCUCGCUUAGAUAGUUUCUGGGGAGGUCAAGAUAGUUUAACGGCUGCAAUGGGAUUCGAACGUGAUGGAGUUACUACUAUAAUGUUUAGAAAAAAACUCACAUCAACAGAAGGAUUUACAGAUCACGAUAUUAUUGAUGGUGAUAUGCAUGUCAUUUGGGCGAAGGGACAGGAACCUGGAAAAUAUAUUCACUCUCCGCCAAGUGGAGUUGAGGAGACAAAAGUUAGUGUUAAAGAUUUCUACAAAAGUGAUGAACUCAAGUAUCAUGGUCAUAAAUCUCAAAGGGGUGUAGCAACCAUAAACUUUCUUGACGAAAGCGGAAAAUCAAACUUUGGUGCCGGAAUGCCUUUAGAAGGUGGUGGUUGCGGAGGGGAAUGGCGAUACCCCAGACAGUGUUCGCCAAAGAAAGGAACCUGUGAAUACAGAAUUAAAUGGCAAUACAAAAAGAGAGAGGAUAAAAUAUACUUCACAAUUGUGACAAAUAAUACCGAUACCUGGACUGGUGUGGGAUUUUCCGAAAAUGAGAAAAUGAGUCAAACUGACGCCAUCCUCGGAUGGGUCGAUAAGUCUAAUGGAAGGCCAUUUAUUAUGGAUACUUGGAUUAACGGGUACAAUGCACCUCUUUUGGAUGCGUCUCAGGACAUUUACAAUAUUAGUGGAAAAAUUGAGAAAGGAGAAACCACUUUGAUGUUUUCAAGAAAACGCAUUACCAAAGACUACAAAGACCUCUCAUUUACUGAUGACAAAUGUCUCUACAUGAUGUUUCCAGUAAAAGGAGGAAAUUUCCAUGCAGUUAAUAAAAAAAUUAAACCUCACAAUGCAGUACCUAUAGUUUCUGGUGAUAAGAUUUGUAUAAAAUCUUGUGGAUUUGAUGAUGAUGUUGAAAUUACUACUCCCGCUCCACCAAGACUUUUCUACGAGGUCGAAGUGAAAUUAGUUAAUCUGGGUGCUAGUUAUACUGCUCCACGAUUUGGUACUCAAGAUUUUGAUGACAUUUCAAAUACCAUAACUGAGAGCUUCAAAUCAACAUUGAAUAAAGUACCAGGCUUUUACAAUCUUAGGCUUGAUGACUUACGAAGUGCUAAUGAUGAUGGCGUCUAUGCGAAGAUGAUCCUGGCAAUUGACAAAAACGAAAUCAAGGGUAGAUCUAUUUUGCCUGCGGAUACAAUGGCCAUGACAAAAUCAAUCCUUCAAGAUGCUCUUACCAAUGGAAGAGUUGGUAGUCUAUCAGUUGAUCCACAAUAUUUAGACGUUCGUCAAUACAGAACCAAUUUAAUAGACGACGAUCUGGAUGUUCAAGAAAAUCGAAAUGAAGUUUCAAAGAAGUCUUUUUGGGAAUCGCCACAGUUUUAUCCUAUUAUUGGAUGUCUCACAGCAUUAGUAGCUCUCUGUUUAUUACAAGCUACCUGCACAAUUUAUCGAGCUUCAAGAAAGAAAACGCCAAAGGACCGACUGAUUGCAAAGAACGCAUGGAGAGACUAUUCAACAGGUGCAAAUACUAACUUUGCUUUUGAGGCCUUUGAAACUGAAGAAAAGGCACAUCCUCCUCCCGUGUCAAGUCUUCCUCGUCCUAGGGAAAUGAUUGGUCCCUCUAAUGGAAUCUUGUUAGAUGAUCAAAUUCAGCAUCAACAUAAGUUUCAACACCUAGAACAGCAACAUUCUCGUAAUAAUAUUGGAACGAUGGUUCCAGGUCCUAGAGCUACUUAUAGUCUUCCUAGGGCACCAGGUUACAGACAUUCCACAGGAAUCGCUUCCUCUUCAGGUCCUCAAUCUCAGGGUUAUUACACUCAGGACCGUCGUAAUAUGCAACGAUUUAAGCAUCCCAACCAAGUACAUUCUAGCUCCCAGUCUGUGCUUCCACCGCAGCCAGAUUUUUACUUUAUGCCCAGUCAGAGAAAAUACAGUGGUGAAGUCGUCCGCGUUUACGUCGACUAUGGAAAUCCCAAAAAUAAAUAAUCAACUACAAAUUGUGGUUAACCGCAUAGACUCGCUCAAGAGUGAGAGUUUUAAACUUUCGCUUCACAUUGUUACCGAGUAGCUUUCCGGUAAAGCAAGUUGUAAAUAAGCAUUGCUCACAGCUUCCUAUUCGCCACGUGUCAGUGUUAUAUAUUUUAAGCUAUUACUCAUCAAGUGAAGUUAAAAUUUUUCUGUACUUUUUUUAAACUUGUGUUUAUUUAACAACUUCAAUAAUGUGGAUUAAAUUUGAUUUUUAAAUUUAAAUUUGAAAAAUUUAACAAGAAGAUAGUUUUUUCAUAAAUCAGUUGCAUGACAUUCUUCUUAGAAAUUGUGCACUCAACUAAAAAGACAUGUGAUGAGUACGAUAAAUUGAGCAUGCAUGUACAUUCACUCGAUCCGAGUAAUUACCAAGUAAAAUUUAAGUGAAGAUGUAUUUUUAAGUUAUCUUAUGCUACUGUUUAAUGUAAAAUAAAUAGGCUCCAGUUUAAGUGUCAAAAUAUUGUUUUAAGUUUAGCCCUAGAAUGACACACUAAGUCUAUUUGAGCCAUAUAUUUUUCUGCUAAACUUCUCUUAAUACAAAAGAAAAGGAGAUUAUGUAAUUGUUAAUGAUUUAAUAAUUCUAUCAGCAUUAUACAUAUAGAGAUACUAAGAUCCAGAAUUUUUUUCUUCUUAAUCAAAAGAGUGCUAUAUUCGGACAAUUAAUAUGUUUGGGAAAAUGUAAGAAACUCCUGAGAUAAUUUACUUCAAUCAUUUCAUACGGUGAAUAAUGAAUUGAGGACUAUGUAUUAAUAAAGAAAAUAUAUCAUAUUUGUACAUUUUUAACCCAAA
This is a messenger RNA of Leptopilina boulardi, 5234 nucleotides long. RefSeq lists its product as uncharacterized. The transcript is spliced from 17 exons. The record is from RefSeq and is a predicted model, not a curated record. Bases 531 to 4406 code for a protein of 1291 amino acids. NCBI's taxonomy places the organism in Eukaryota, Metazoa, Arthropoda, Insecta, Hymenoptera, Figitidae.